AUUUCAGAUGCGUGACAGGUGUCGGUGUGUGUGUGUGUGUGUGUGUGUGUGUGUGCAGUUUGGGACUGUAGAGGCACGAGCUUACAUAAGUGGUUAGGCAAGCUGGCGUGCGGACUUGUGUGGGAUGGGUGCAGGUCUGCAUAUAAAUCAUGUUUCUGGGUUUCUGGGUGUGAAGCGCUCACUGACUGGGUCCAGCGAGCAGAGGGUACGUGCUCUUAGGUACUUCCAGUCUUCUGAUUUUGUGAUCGCAGUGUGAGUGAAGAUAUCCAGGAUGGCUCAGGGAUCUGGGGAUCAAAGAGCAGUGGGGAUCGCUGACCCAGAGGAGAGUUCUCCAAAUAUGAUAGUCUACCGAAAAAUUGAAGACAUAAUUACAAAGAUGCAAGAUGACAAGACAGGUGGUGUGCCCAUCAGAACAGUCAAGAGCUUUCUCUCCAAAAUUCCCAGUGUUGUCACAGGUACUGACAUCGUGCAGUGGCUUAUGAAGAACCUUUGCAUCGAGGACCCAGUUGAAGCAAUACACUUGGGAAGCCUUAUAGCCGCCCAGGGCUACAUCUUUCCGAUCUCGGACCACGUUCUCACCAUGAAGGAUGAUGGCACCUUUUACCGUUUCCAGGCCCCGUACUUUUGGCCUUCGAACUGCUGGGAGCCUGAAAACACCGACUAUGCCAUCUAUCUCUGCAAGAGGACAAUGCAGAAUAAAGCAAGGCUGGAAUUGGCAGAUUAUGAAGCAGAAAACUUAGCAAGACUCCAGAGGGCCUUUGCAAGGAAGUGGGAAUUCAUCUUUAUGCAAGCAGAAGCACAAGUGAAGAUAGAUCGGAAAAAGGACAAGACAGAAAGGAAAAUUUUGGAUAGUCAAGAACGGGCCUUUUGGGAUGUGCACAGGCCAGUGCCAGGGUGUGUGAACACAACAGAAAUGGAUAUCAGAAAAUGCCGGCGUCUGAAGAACCCACAAAAGGUUAAAAAGUCAGUGUAUGGCGUGACUGAAGAGUCCCGGUCGCAAAGCCCUGUGCACAUACCCAGUCAGCCAAUCAGGAGAACUACAAAAGAGGACAUCCGGAAACAGAUAACAUUUUUGAAUGCACAGAUUGACAGACAUUGUUUAAAAAUGUCCAAAGUGGCUGAAAGCUUAAUUGCUUACACGGAACAGUAUGUGGAAUAUGAUCCUUUGGUCACGCCGGCUGAGCCCUCCAAUCCCUGGAUCAGUGACGAUAUCACUUUAUGGGACAUAGAGAUGAGCAAAGAACCCAGCCAGCAGCGAGUCAAGAGAUGGGGCUUCUCUUUCGACGAGGUAUUGAAGGACCAGGUGGGGCGGGACCAGUUCCGGAGAUUCCUGGAGUCCGAGUUCAGCUCAGAAAACCUCAGGUUCUGGUUGGCUGUCCAAGACCUCAAGAAACAACCCCUCCAGGAUGUGGCCAAGAGGGUAGAAGAAAUCUGGCAAGAGUUUCUGGCUCCAGGCGCCCCAAGUGCAAUCAACCUGGACUCUCACAGCUAUGAGAUAACCAGUCAAAACGUCAAAGAUGGAGGGAGAUACACAUUCGAAGAUGCCCAGGAACACAUCUACAAGUUGAUGAAGAGUGACAGCUAUGCCCGCUUCCUCCGGUCAAACGCUUACCAGGACCUCCUGCUGGCCAAGAAGAAGAAAGUGAGCAAGGUCGUAGAACUUCCUUAGAAAAGUUCACUCGCAGUGUGUGCUGCUGGCGCAGAGUCAGAAUGGCCGCUGCCUUUCACCCCCGAGGUGGCUUCCUUCCAGCAGUGGGGAAAGUCGCUGGCGGGCAAGCGCCUCACCGGCCUGAUGCAGUCCUCCUGACGGUUCCCACCGCAGGGCCCGGGCCCGACGACCCCACGGGCAGGCGGCGGCGCUCCACCUCCGCGGACAGAGUCUCCCUACGGGGAGACCUGGUCACUGUGAAAGAGAAGGAGUGAGGGCGAGGACGGGCGGCAGAGGGGAGCCCCGGUGGGUGACCGGGGACACGAGAGAGAGCAAGUCCACAGAGCCCGGGGUCGGCCCUGUUUACAACCCUCUCUUCCUUGUACAGUUGUGCGCCGACACCCCGUUCCCGAGGAGGUCGGGCCCUAACUCGUUCGGAGCACACCACCUCGUGGGGCUCCUCUCGUGACUACCACUUGAGAUUCUAAUCUUGUUCCCGCCACUCUCCCCUCUGGGGGAUCACGCCUUCUGGCA
Messenger RNA from Odobenus rosmarus divergens (Pacific walrus), 2182 nucleotides. RefSeq names its product regulator of G-protein signaling 6 (gene RGS6). Gene Ontology annotation, biological process: regulation of G protein-coupled receptor signaling pathway; G protein-coupled receptor signaling pathway; intracellular signal transduction. Gene Ontology annotation, molecular function: GTPase activator activity. The record is from RefSeq and is a predicted model, not a curated record. Lineage: Eukaryota; Metazoa; Chordata; Mammalia; Carnivora; Odobenidae. The transcript is spliced from 19 exons. Bases 272 to 1669 code for a protein of 465 amino acids.